Molecule: messenger RNA, 889 nt
Organism: Ceratosolen solmsi marchali
Lineage: Eukaryota; Metazoa; Arthropoda; Insecta; Hymenoptera; Agaonidae
Product: palmitoyltransferase ZDHHC22-like
Exons: 2
Coding region: 8-829 (273 amino acids)
Molecular function (GO): palmitoyltransferase activity
Source: RefSeq, a predicted model, not a curated record
AUGAUUCAUGCUGGAAAAGCGUCUGCUUAAACGAAGAAUGAAGAAAAUACACUACAUUGCCUAUGUAAUUUGUCCAACAUUAACAGUAUUAUUUAGCUUGAUAAUAGGCUUUGUUACUAUGUAUUUAGAAAAUACUAUACCACCAUUGUUUGUAUUCUUGUCGGUUCAAUUCUAUUUAAAUUGGUAUCUUGUUUAUAAUAUAAACAAAAAAGCUAUUAUACCAUUUACUAUGGCCACUUGUCGAGAAAGUGAAGGUAAAGGAACAAGAUUCUGGUACUGUGAAAAAUGCAAACAUUAUACUCGUAGGCCAGCUCAGCAUUGUAUGCUGUGUAAAAAGUGCUUUUAUUAUCGUGAUCAUCAUUGUUUUUUCCUAGGAGGUUGCAUAUUGCGGCAAAAUAUGGGAAAUUUUAUUCUAGUUUGCUUUUAUGCUUCUUUUGCCUGUUUUUAUUCUAUAUUUAUAGUCGGCCCAUAUCUAUAUGAUUACUAUAUACAGUUGGACACCACUAAACUCAACAUUUAUUAUUUUGCUUUGAAUUUCUUUUUUCCAAUUACAUUGACAAAAUAUUUAGUGAUUGGCGAUGAAAGCAUUAAUGUAUUUUUAGUUACUUUAUUCAAUGUCUCAGUUUCUAUUGCUUGUUUUACUCUUCUUUAUGGACUUUGGAAAUUAUAUACUUGCUUAUCCGGGAGACAAAGGUAUCACCCUGAUGAUGGAAAACGGCAAGAUGUUUAUGAAAUCUUUGGAAGUUACGGAUUAUUUAACGUAAUAUUUCCUUUCAAUGGAUUUUUGCACUCCAGGAAUAUUGACGAAAACGCACAUAUAUUUACAUAGCACUCGCACGAUAACACAUUGAAAAAAUAACCCAGCUCAGAGAAAUCUUUUCCAACAAAA